AUGCAUUAUUUCAAGCCAAACUUCGUCGCUUCAAUACUUGCUCUCUCAAUCCCUAGCAUCGUUUUUUCCUCGCGUGAAAUUGAUCGUGGUUACACCUGUGACGGAAAAUUUUUUCACGAAUCGAAAAUCAUAGAGGUGGAAGAAAAGAUUGAAGAGUUAAGAGCUCGGCCAGAACCACUCCAAAAGGACAUGGUCUUGGCACAAUAUCCAAUCAAAAUCAUGGGUAUACCGAAACCUCGUUCGCAACCCAAGUACGCUUUUCCCAUUCUUGAAAGCGGCGAGAUCUACAAUGGAGGCGAAACAGGCCCUUAUUUUGUCGUCGUCAAUAGAGGUAAUGAAUUUUUUGGUGUUCUAAUCAAAGAGGAAGAUACAUGGAGGAACUGCAUUUGGGGGAAACAUUCAGCCGGAAAGAAGCCAAUAGCAAGACCUAUCGAUAGCACCCAGAGCUCAUCGCGAUCUAGUGAAUUUUCGAGAUCAGAUGGUGACUCGAUGUCUGACGAAUCAAUGGACGAUGACGCAGAUUCGGCACAUGCACAGAUUUACGGUUGGGCUCUUCGUGGAGCCUAG
This is a messenger RNA of Blumeria graminis f. sp. triticale, 567 nucleotides long. The record is from the annotation of a GenBank genome assembly. NCBI's taxonomy places the organism in Eukaryota, Fungi, Ascomycota, Leotiomycetes, Helotiales, Erysiphaceae.